AUGGCGCGCCGCACGCCGAGCGUUUUCGACUACAGCAUUGCCUACGACGAUGGCGAGCGUAGCCGGGCCGCCCUAGAGCGUAAUCUGCAGAACACGGAGCACAGCCUGCACCUGAGCAGCCACCCGUCAUCGGACGACUACAGCGUCGAGUUUCCGCGGCACAACAGCGGGCCGCAGCCCGACUUUAGCAAUUUCCGGAGCAUCGAGUACAGCUAUGACGACGGCGAGCACGAGCAGAGCAGCCAUGUCAACGCUUGGUCGUACCGCACGAUGGACGACGAGGAGGGCAUCACCCAUCCCACGCUCUCCACCGCCGCGCACCACGCCAGCGCACUCACGCUCAGCGCUGGGCUCGGUGGCAGGGCCGCGCGUAGGAGGAGAGAAGAUAUUAGUCUGAGCGGUGCAGAAUAUGACCCCGAGCGGCCACUGGACGACCUCGUGGCCAACAUUUCGGCGCUGGACCCCGACGACACCCGCUCGCGCACUCAGAACCACUACCGCCAACAACAACGACGUGUCCCGCCCUCUGCGUCAUCGUCAGCCUCAGAGUCGUCCUCGGGCCCAGCCACACCACCCGCCGGCUCCCCGCGCUCAAACCUCUCCGCGCACCUCACCCACCUCGCCUUCUCCCCCAAACGCCCCCGCUCCCCUGCGCACGCCAAGUCUCGCUCCGCCACCAACUACGCCCGUGCCCAGUCACCGCUGCACGACGACCCCACCCCGCGCGCCCGCAAAGUCCGCUCGUCCUCGUCCGCCCACGUCAAUGUGCACCCCGAGAUCAACGUGCGCCCACCGACGCCCUCAACGGCCGACUCCAAGUUCACGCGCAUGGCCAAGAGCCUGGCACGGGACAUUGAAGCUGCCCAGGCGGACGGCAAUCUCGCGCAGAGCACCAUCCGCGGCGGGAACAAAGGCCACCAACAGCCCUCCCGCAGAGCCGACGACCUCUACGGCAACGCCCACUCCUACACCCGCGGCGGCGUGCAUCUCCCCGACGUAACAGGCCUAACAGCAGCCGUCGAAACGCCCUUGAAAGGCGGCGUCCGCCAUUACCCGUACAGGGACGACGGGCGCACCGACAGCGCCGGCAAAGCCCGCCUCGUCGAGAUGCUCGGCCUCGUCCAAUCCCGCCUCCUCCAGCUCGAAGGCGAGAACGCCGGCUCCGCCCGCCGCAUGCGCGAGCUCGAAGCCGAGCUCGAGUCCUGCCGCGCAGACGUCGCGUCCGAGCGUGCACGCAUGCUGCGCCGCGAAGCCGAGCAGGACGAGAUAUUGCGGCGCGUGGAGAGUGCCAAUUCGAAGGCGCGGGCGGCGAACGAUAAGAUGGUGCGGGACAAUGAGCGGAGCAGACGUGAGAUUGUCGAGGGCGAGCAGAGGCGGUACCGUGAAGCUGUUGAGGAGAAGAAGGCGCUCGAACAGCUCAUCGGGACGCUGCGCGGCCAUAUGAGUCGUUUGACGGACGAGUUGGCUAGUCAACAGGGUCUUCUGGACGAGCUUCGGGGUAUGCGCGAGGCAGAUGCGUCGACGCUACACGAUAAAGUCCGCGAGGUCGACCGUCUACGGACAGAAGUCGAGCGUGUUGCAGGCGAGGUCGAGGUUCUGCGCGGGUUCGUCGAAGAGGGACUCCGCGAGCGCCGUGCUCGGCAUCCGGAUGCUUCUCAAGUGCCUCUUCCCGAAGAGGAUGAAGAGUCCGCCAGCGACCGCUCUCCAUCGCCCGUACCUACGGAACCUCUCACCGACGACGAGCGUCAACCUGCUCCGGCUCAGGCGCAGAACCUCACCUACGACGAAUCACAAUCGUUGUACUACGCUCCUCCACCCCCCGCCGAACGGACAACACGUACAGACCGAGCAACAGUCGAUACCUCGCGCCCAUCUCCUCGACCAUACGUCGAGCAAAGCGAAAUCGACCGUAUCGCCGAAGAACUCUCCGAGCGUCGCAGUGCCUCGCGCAGCGGUUCUCUAGCAGGUUCAUUAUCGAGCGCCGCGCCUUCGCCCACCAACUCCCGCUCAAGACAAGGCUCACGCCCAGCCUCUGCAUUAUCAGGCUCAAUACCCAGCCGCCACGCCGCCUCACCCACCCCCGCUCCCCCGCGCCCAACAGCACCCACACCCGCCCACGCAACCGGCCACCACCAGCCCCACGCCCCGCUCGACGACAGCCCCCUCCCCCACCGCCCGCGCCGCUCCAAGGACAAAGACUCCAAAUCCAAAGGCAAAGCCCGCGCCCAGCCCGCAGCAGAGCAUGAAACGCCCUUCCCGCAGAUCCGCGGCGAGCGCCUCGAAAAGCUCUUCUUCUCCGCGCCCGCGCACAACUCGCGCACAUGCGCCGUCUGCGCGCGCCGGAGCGGCGCGAAGCGAGAUAAGCAGCCUUUGUGGGCUCGCAUUCCCUCUGGCUCGUCCGCGCAUCCCCAGAGGAAUCGAGAGGAAGAAGUCGACGAGGGCUUCGAGGAGGGCUCGGACGCCGACAACCAUUCCGCCGCGGGAGGCGAACGCGGUAGCGGGCCGAACCUCGACUUCCUGCGCCCUGGCGCGCGUCUCCCGCCCCAGACUGUCCUCGUGCGCGUCCUGCGCGAGCUCGAAGAUGACUUCACGCACUAUAAGGGCAUCUAUCUGGAGUUGGCGCAGCAGUAUGGGCUUAUGGACCCGGUGUCGAAUGUCGCGAAGAGGAAUGUGCUGGCUGAGCAUUUGAGGGAGGUUAUUGAUGUGCUUGAGCAGCGGGGAGAUCAAAUCGCGAGCUUGUACGAUUUGCUCACGUAUGAGGAUAAGCCGGAUAUGAAAGCUCAGGGCAAGCGGCCUGAAUCCCGCGCUGCACGGCCCGAGUCGCGGGCGACGGGCUCGAGGAAGCACGCUGCCUUCGUAUAG
Molecule: messenger RNA, 2862 nt
Organism: Peniophora sp. CBMAI 1063
Lineage: Eukaryota; Fungi; Basidiomycota; Agaricomycetes; Russulales; Peniophoraceae
Source: the annotation of a GenBank genome assembly